AUGGCGUUUUACGGUCGCGUCAAAUCCGGGAUAUCUCUUCUUUCUUCUCAGAGAUCUACUCUUCAACGCUCUCUUAUCGCGCCUUCCAUUUCCCAGGCCUUCAGAAAUUUUGCUCAUGUGCCGGGGCAAAAGGAAACCAAAAUUAAGGUCCCCAUCGCAAUGUUUGGAGGUUCAGGAAACUAUGCCUCUGCUUUGUAUAUUGCAGCAGUGAAAGUUAAUUCGGUCGACAAGGUUGACUCUGAGCUUCUUCAGUUUGUUGAGGGAGUAAAGGGUAGUCCCAUAACCUCACAAUUUAUAAAGGAUAUAUCUGUGGCUAAGGAUGUUAGAGUAAAAGUCAUCCAAGAUAUUGCCACCCAAGCUAAGUUCUCUGAUGUCACAAAGAACUUCCUUGUUCUCCUUGCUGAGAAUGGCAGACUUAAAAACGUAGAUACCAUUGCAAAGAGGUUUGCAGAGUUGGCAAUGGCAUAUAAGGGAGAAGUGAAAGCAACCGUGACUACUGUCAUUUACUUUUUUGACCACAAAUGUCGUACCUACUCUCAUGAUAAGUUAACUGAGGUUAAGGAGGAUUGGGCUACUUAUGUGGUGGAUGAUGUUUUCGGUGAGUUUUUCCUUGACUUGAUACUUGAUAAACAAGACAAAUAUUACUCAUGGAUUUAG
This is a messenger RNA of Vicia faba (fava bean), 657 nucleotides long. The record is from the annotation of a GenBank genome assembly. Lineage: Eukaryota; Viridiplantae; Streptophyta; Magnoliopsida; Fabales; Fabaceae.